Messenger RNA from Rosa chinensis, 1414 nucleotides. RefSeq lists its product as uncharacterized. NCBI's taxonomy places the organism in Eukaryota, Viridiplantae, Streptophyta, Magnoliopsida, Rosales, Rosaceae. Bases 545 to 985 code for a protein of 146 amino acids. The transcript is spliced from 8 exons. The record is from RefSeq and is a predicted model, not a curated record.
UUUGGAUAUCCAAUAUAGUUGUAGUUUUGGCUCUUCUUGUAAGUCUUGCAAGUUAAACUUAUUUUAUUUCUCUUAUAGUAACAGUGACAAAAUGUCGAAACAUCUUCGUUCGAACGUUUCCGGUGCCCAAAAGGCUAAUGUUGGUGUCACUAUGACAAAACGGUGACGUGUAUAAGCAAAUGAACCUUCACUUCCAAAUUCUUUGCAAGAUGAACUUGAUGUUCCUGAUAUGCCUAUCUCUAAUAGAACUACCCAAAGGGCUAUUGCUAGUACCAUUAUCCAAAGGCCUACUAUUGGUGACUCAAUGAAUGCACACGUUCAGUGCCAAACUACUAACCAGCCAUCAAUAAAUGCUACAACUGAAGGGUUGAAUGAUGCUAGGACAUCAGUCGAUAUCCAAGGAUCUACUAUAGAAUGUCCAGAAAAAAAAAGUGCGUGGAAAGACAAGAGGUUUAAAUGCUGAUAAGGUGCAUGAGCAGCUUGGUACUAAAAACCUGUGACUUUCAAGAAAGAAAAUGGCAGACCCACAGGUCCAUAUGCGGAAAUGUUUGCUAAUGAAAUUGGAUUCACCAUUCGGAACCAUGCACCUCUAAAUGUGAAAAAAUGGAAGGAAGUAAAACCAGAAGAUAGGACAAGUUUGAUCAAAAGAAUAACUAAGCAUUUUGAGCAAUUCUCAACAAAAGAGGAAGCAUUAGAAAAUAAACACAAAGAUGUUAAAACUGAAGAAGAAUGGGCUUUUUUGUGCACUUAUUUUUUUAGUGAAGAUUUUCAGAUUGUUUCAGAGAAAAAUUCUAUUAAUAGGUCACGUUUGAAAUAUCACCAUAAAGCAGGGUCGAAGUCUUUUAUGUCGCAUCAAGAACAGAUUGCUGCACAAUCAGGGGAGAUGCUAGGUGCAAUUGAACGCUUUGAAAUGGAGUACAAAAGCAUUAAAAAAGGUUGGGACUUGGGAGCGAAAGAAUUAUGGGAUCAAAUGGUUAAGAUGUGAACUGAGACAACCCUUCCUGAUGGGACUCGAACUAUGAAUGAUGAUGAAAUAUGUGCAAAGGUUCUUGGAGUAAAAUCAGGCUACAUCAAGGGUUGUGGUUUUGGCCCUAGGCCUCCACCAUCUAGCACUUCUCGAUCAUCACUAGAUGAAAUGUCUGAGAAGAAUAAAGAGUUAGAAGAUAAACUUGAAGAGACCCGAGAUACUAUAAAGGCUCAACAGGAAAAGAUUGAUGCACAAAACAUGCUGAUCCAAGAAUUGCAGGAGCAAGGCAAAAAGUUUGAGCAGUUCAUGGCAACCUUUAUGAACCAACAAGCAUCAAGUUAGUUAUGCGUAUCUAGGAUUUAGUAUCAGUUAAACAAGUUAAUUGAUUUUUGGAUCAUUUUUAGUUCAGUAUUGACUUUAGACUAUUCCAAUAAGUAGUUAUGGUAG